Molecule: messenger RNA, 2588 nt
Organism: Pungitius pungitius (ninespine stickleback)
Lineage: Eukaryota; Metazoa; Chordata; Actinopteri; Perciformes; Gasterosteidae
Gene: brap
Product: BRCA1 associated protein
Exons: 13
Coding region: 309-2198 (629 amino acids)
Biological process (GO): protein ubiquitination; Ras protein signal transduction
Cellular component (GO): cytoplasm
Molecular function (GO): nucleic acid binding; zinc ion binding; ubiquitin protein ligase activity
Source: RefSeq, a predicted model, not a curated record
CGAUUUACUCCGUACACGAAGAAGAGCAGCAUGCCACAAACAGCUGUGUUCACACAGACAGGGAAGCUAGCCAGCUUUAGCCAGCUGCAGUGUCUUCGCUGUUAAGACACAGCAUUAAGUUUCGUGUACAUAUUCUGAAGACAAGCCGGUUGACCAUCACACAGGUUUAGAAAUUGUUUCGCUUUUACUGCCUUUUAUUUACGGCUGGUUGUUUAUGUUAGCCAUUAGCUAAGUAGCUAUUUUUAGCUAGCUAGCUGUCACCGGGUUUGUUUUGUUCUUUGUAGAAGUGGCCGUUUCCUUUUUAACACAUGAGUGUGUCUAUGGUUGUUAUCCGCCUGGAGCUCGCCGACCAGUCUCCUUCUCCACGAGGUUUCCAGUACUCUGCUGUUGAAGGCAUGUCGCAGGAGGAUCUGCAGGAGAAGGCUCUGUGUGUAGCCAAACACGCUCUGAGUGGGAAGACGGAUCUGGAGCGAUCAGCUGUGCUGCACCAACACAUCGGCAGCCGGGCGAUGGGGGACAUGGUGAUCGAAACCUUCGAGCCCGGCCCAGAUAAAGGAGGCGGUUCCUCAGAGCAGGACGGAGAAGCUUUGGCUGAAGUUCAGGAAGGAGCCGAGGACUCAAAGGAGGAAGCCAAGGAAGGAGCCGAGGCCUCUGAGGAAGGAGCUGAGGCCUCUGAGGAAGGAGCCGAGGCCUCUGAGGAAGGAGCUGAGGCCUCUGAGGAAGGAGCCGAGGCCUCUGAGGAAGGAGCCGAGGCGACCCGCGCGGCGCCCGACUCGCCCUCCAAGCAGCUGCCCGACCAGAUCUCCUUCUUCAGCGGGAACCCGUCUGUGGAGAUCGUCCACGGCAUCAUGCACCUCUACAAGACCAAUAAAAUGACGUCGCUUACGGAGGACGUGAGGCGCAGCGCGAUGGUUUGCAUCCUGACCGUCCCCGCCACCAUGACCAGCCACGACCUCAUGAAGCUCCUGGCGCCCUUUAAUGAUGUCAUGGAGCACAUGAAGAUCAUACGGGACUCCACCCCCAACCAGUACAUGGUUCUGCUUAAAUUCUGCUCGCAGGCAGACGCAGACAGUUUCUUCACGGCGUGCAACGGCCGCCAGUUCAACUCCAUCGAGGACGCCGUGUGUCAGAUGGUUUACGUGGAGCGCGCCGAGGUCAUCAAGUCCGAAGAGGGAGCCAGUCUGCCGGUGAUGGAGCUCACAGAGCUGCCGAAGUGCACCGUGUGUCUGGAGAGGAUGGACGAGUCAGUCAACGGCAUCCUGACCACCCUCUGCAACCACAGCUUCCACAGCCAGUGCCUCCAGCGGUGGGACGACGCCACGUGUCCUGUGUGUCGUUACUGUCAAACUCCAGAACCAGUGGAGGAGAACAAGUGCUUUGAGUGCGGCGUGCAGGAGAACCUGUGGAUCUGUCUGAUCUGCGGACACAUCGGCUGCGGCCGCUACGUCAGCCGGCACGCCUACAAGCACUUUGAGGAGACGCAGCACACGUACGCCAUGCAGCUCACCAACCACCGCGUGUGGGACUACGCCGGAGAUAACUACGUCCAUCGCCUCGUGGCCAGUAAGACGGACGGCAAGAUGGUGCAGUACGAGUGUGAAGGAGACACCUGCCACGCCGAGAAGAUCGACGCGCUGCAGCUGGAGUACUCGUACCUGCUGACCAGUCAGCUGGAGUCUCAGAGGAUCUACUGGGAGAAUAAGAUCGUUCACCUGGAGAAGGAAACCACCGAGGAGAUCAACAACAUGAAGGUUAAAUUCAAGGAGACGUUGGAGCGCUGCGACAACCUGGAGCGACGCUUUGGAGAAAUCAGCAAAGAGAAGCAGGGCGUCGAGAAGAAGUGCACUCAGCUGCACACUCGCGUGGUGAAGCUGAGCCAGGAGCUGAAGGAGGAGCAGGAGAUGAACCGAUGUCUGAGAGCCAAUCAGACGCAGCUGCAGUCCCAGCUGGCCGAGGAGGAGCGCAAAGUGAAGGAGACCGGUGAGCACAAGGACGGGGCCAUCGCGGAGCUGCAGGAGCAGCUGAGGGACGUCAUGUUCUACCUGGAGGCGCAGCAGCAGAUCGAGCACCUUCCCCCGGAGGCCCGCAGCGAGAUCCAGGAGGGACAGAUCAACAUCGGGGCCGGCCCGUCGGACGGUGCCGCAGGAGGCCCCGCCUCCAGCAGGGGGAGGAGGGGCCGGGGAAGGAAGAGGAAGUAACGCCUCCUGGGGGAAAAACUGAGAGAAACUGACGGUUUUCUGAGGGGGAAAAAAAACUCAGUUGGAAAUAUUUAUCUGCACAAUCUCCACCUGACGUAGCCUCCACCUGGAGGAAGGUGGAUGAUGCCGGAGGAACGUCUGGUCGUCACAGAAACAAAAAGUAUAAAUCCUAAAAAAGGCUACAAGAGACAAAGGGUGUGUGUGUGUGUGUGUGUGUGUGUGUGUGUGUGUGUGUGUGUGUGUGUGUGUGUGUGUGUGUGUGUGUGUGUGUGUGUGUGUGUGUGUGUGUGUGUGUGUGUCUCGUUUCCUGAGAGAAACCCUUUCAAUGUCUCGCUCUAAACAACAUGAAAUAAAACCUGGUGUUAAAACAGCGCACUUCUUCUUUGUUGG